CGAGACGCAUUUUAAACGCACAAAACACUAAGCGGAUAAAAAUGAUCAAUAAGUUGUAUAUAAAUUAGAAUAGCGAAAGUAUUUUCAGAGAGAUGCUUUUUCAAACCUAUGAAUAAAUUUUUUUUUAUUUUUUUUAUUUUUAAACAUUGAAAAAGUAAAAUGCUUAUAAUAGCGAAAUUUUCACAAAUUUAUUUACUUUUACACGUCUGCACGGCUAGUGAUAAUAAAUUGAGAUAUAAUGCUGACCUUACUGCCGCGUCGCCCGAUACUAAUACAAAUAAAUCCUUAAACGAAAUCUUAGUAACUACGACGGCUUCAACUGCCAUAUAUGAUAAUCAUGUUUGUACCAAAGAAGAGGAAUAUGUGGAAGAAAUACGUACCCCUUCGAUGGAACCAGUGCGCAUUCGCAGUUCAGCCUGGUGCUUAGAAUUCCCGCCUCGCUGUUCGAAUUACAAAACGGAAAUGCGCGAAGUAAUUAAAACGGAGAAUGUAACCAAGACGCGAACCAUACGUUUCUGUUGUGCCGGCUACGAAGGUAACAUAUCAAUAAACGACACUGUUUGCAAAGCAGUUUGUAGAGGAGGUUGUGGUCGCGGGUUUUGCAUGAAACCAGAUAUGUGCAGUUGCGAGCCUGGCUAUAUGGGCAAACACUGUACACAGCGUUGCGAUCACGAUCAUUGGGGUUUAAAUUGUAAGAACGAAUGUCGCUGUCAUAAUGGUGCGGUUUGUGAUAAUAAAUCUGGUUUAUGCCACUGCACUAUAGGUUGGACAGGAGAAUUCUGCGAGCAACCUUGUCCGUUAGGCACUCAUGGUGUCAUGUGUCGUAAAACAUGUGAAUGUGAGGGCAAGCGCUGCCAUCCUCAAACAGGAAUCUGUGACAACGUGUUCAGCUCCUUAAAUUCACCCAAUGUUACGCAUGUUAUGAUAGCCUCCUUAAAUUCUACAAUAGCGAAUAUAACGCAUAAUUUAGAUCGCUUAGCUAAAAAUAUCGAUAAUAUUGCGUCAAGUAGCACUACUGAGAAAUUUUUACAUGACUAUGAGUGGAACUCUUCCAAGCCCGUGCCAGAGGUGAUAGUGAUUAAGCAAGACGAACUGGCGCAUACCCCGAAAAUUAUUGUCCAUCAACCCGGUCAAGGUUUACUGGAAAAUCUUCAUAAUGCGGUUAAAAGCCCCGAUGUUAUACAUGUUAUCACUAAUGGCUUAGGCGAAGAACACAAUGUAAGUCAGGAGAACAAAUUACAAAUGGCCGGUUUCGCUACUAUACCAGAGCAAAAAGAAGAUCAUCUAAAAGUUAUUGUUCCGCAUACACCAGAACAUGAAAACAAUUUACUAACGACAAUUUUGGUGAUAUUGUUAGUGAUAAUGGUAGCCAUAGCUAUGGGUUUUCUCUAUGUAUACAGGCGUUAUCAUUUACAAAAGGCUCAUGUUGAGGCAGCCUUAGCUGCACGCAGUGUCAGUUUAGUCCCUGGGGUAAAUGCUCCCGUUAUUAUAACGUCACCCCCUCCAAUGUCUGGCCAACAUAAUUUAACUUUAAGUGGCUUUCAGGAAAUGCCGGGUAGUUUGGGUAAAAGUUUUCUAAAACCAUUGCCAGAUUUACCAGCUUUUACUCAAAUGGUACGCAAUAAAAUCGAGGAACCCGACUUGUAUGAUGCACCAUUAAAUAAUGCUUGCAUAAAUACCUCGACGCCUAUUGCUUAUAGACGCAAAGAAUCUUUAUAUUCGGUGGUGACCCCAAAGUCUCGAAAACCUAGCAUGGACUCUCAUUUAUACGAUGAAAUACCCUAUUCCACAGCUAACACAGCGAUGACAACCACUACGGAUGCCUUGAACCCCUUGCACACCGAUCUAACUACUCCAAAUUACCUAAGGGCACAAACUCACCAACCAUCACUACAAGGUCAAUUUUUAAAUCAUCAAAAACAGCAACAGCACACACAGCAUCACGUGGCACAAUUAUUUAUUCCGUCACAGAGCGGUACGUUUACACACAUACAGCCACACCUGCCACAAAGUCUGACGAAAAUCGCUCAUAUUUAA
Glossina fuscipes is the source of this 2037-nucleotide messenger RNA. RefSeq lists its product as uncharacterized. The transcript is spliced from 6 exons. NCBI's taxonomy places the organism in Eukaryota, Metazoa, Arthropoda, Insecta, Diptera, Glossinidae. Gene Ontology annotation, cellular component: membrane. Gene Ontology annotation, molecular function: protein binding. The record is from RefSeq and is a predicted model, not a curated record. Bases 160 to 2037 code for a protein of 625 amino acids.